Messenger RNA from Rhizophagus irregularis DAOM 181602=DAOM 197198, 309 nucleotides. RefSeq lists its product as uncharacterized. The record is from RefSeq and is a predicted model, not a curated record. NCBI's taxonomy places the organism in Eukaryota, Fungi, Glomeromycota, Glomeromycetes, Glomerales, Glomeraceae.
AUGUCUGAUUCGUCUGAUUCUCAGGUAACUGCUACUUCAACUGGUGAAAAUUGGUGCUACAGAUAUGAAGCAGCUAUACGCGAAAUUAAAAAAUAUAUUCAUUUAUUAGCGAUUGGAUUCAUUAUGAUUUUAUUGGUAUUUUGUGGAUUUUUAUUAAUAAAUAACUCUUAUGAUAAUAAUUGUCAGUGCCAAGUGCAAUUAGAUAUGAUAAAUGAACGGAUGCAAGCUCACAAUUUACAUAAUUUAGAAAUAGGAAUAGAUUUAUUAGCUAAAACUAAACAUAACAUAAAAUAUAAAGCUAAUUUAUAA